Messenger RNA from Acipenser ruthenus (sterlet), 2347 nucleotides. RefSeq names its product retinol dehydrogenase 8. Bases 500 to 1447 code for a protein of 315 amino acids. Gene Ontology annotation, molecular function: estradiol 17-beta-dehydrogenase [NAD(P)+] activity. Gene Ontology annotation, cellular component: cytoplasm. The transcript has 8 exons. NCBI's taxonomy places the organism in Eukaryota, Metazoa, Chordata, Actinopteri, Acipenseriformes, Acipenseridae. Gene Ontology annotation, biological process: estrogen biosynthetic process. The record is from RefSeq and is a predicted model, not a curated record.
AGUAAGGUUAGUAGCUCCAUUGCUUUUUUUCCCCCAACAAUGUGUUCAGGGAUUUUGCAAGAAGUACUGUACACGGCUUCUAGACAGACCGAAUCUGCAACACGCGUUGAGCAUUGCUGUAGAACUACAUCUCCCAUAAUGCCGCGUUUUGUAUGCCCCACGACUGAGGUCCCGAGACCUGAGGGGUCAACCCUUCCUCCGAAUGUGUGUCAGCUCAGCUGGCUGUGUCCAGCCGGCGGUCUGUGAUGCAGGAGCUUUGGACUGAAUGAAUUAUGCAUUGUGUUAAUACACGUUCGCUAUGGAGUAAGAGGACUGGCCCUAUAUUUAAAGUGCAUAAACAAACUCCAUUAAAAAAAAUACGGGAAACAGCAAGUUAAAGAUUUAUGAAGCACGGGAUUCUGUAAGAUGUAACUGGAAGUUUGACUUCGUCACCUGUAAAGAACAGCGACCCUCUCAUUAAAACCACAGGCACUUGAAAGGUUGCCAACAGGGCGGCGCUAUGGCCUGCAGGAACGUUCUGGUAACGGGCUGCUCCUCUGGGAUCGGCCUGGCUGUGGCCGUCCGCCUGGCCAAGGAUGAGCUGAAACGAUUCAGGGUUGUCGCCACCAUGCGUGAUCUGGACAGGAGGGGUGGUCUGGAGCAGGCGGCGGGGAACGCGCUGAACAGCACGCUGGAGAUCAAGGAGAUGGACGUCCGCAGCGAGGAGUCCAUCAAGGAGUGUGUCAACAGCAUCCCCCAGAGACAGGUCGACGUUCUGGUGAACAAUGCCGGGGUGGGCAUGAUCGGACCCCUGGAAUGCCAGAGCAUCGGAUCCAUGCAGAGCCUCUUCGAUACAAACUUCUUCGGUCUGGCGCGAGUGGUGAAGGAGGUUCUGCCUGACAUGAAGAGGCGCCAGUCAGGGCACAUCGUGGUGAUGAGCAGCGUCAUGGGCAUCCAAGGUCUUCUGUUCAACGAUGUUUAUUCUGCCUCGAAAUUCGCUGUGGAGGGGUUUUGUGAGAGCUUGGCAGUGCAAGCGAUGAAGUUCAAUGUAAAAAUGAGUCUCAUUGAGCCGGGACCGGUGAUCACGGAAUUCGAGAAUAAGAUUUAUGAAGACGCCGCCAACAUGGAUCUCUCGGACACGGAUGAGGAAACGGCUAAAAUAUUUAAGCAGAUUUACCUCCCAUACUCCAAGGCCAUUUUCACUGCCCUCGGACAAACCCCACAAGACAUUGCAGAGCACACCCUAAAGGUGAUCACCUCCGACAGCCCUCCCUUCCGUCACCAGACUAACAAGCUGUACACCCCGCUGACCGCCCUGAAGCAGGCUGACCCCAGCGGCAGACUGCCCCUCGAUGCCUUCUACAAGAUCACCUUCCAGCACAACCGCGUCCUCAACGCCAGCCUGGCGCUGCUCCGGCUGCUGCACAGACGCAGUCGCAAGGAACCCAAGCCGGAGAAGCCCGCUUGAUUGGGAAAAAAAAAAAAAAAAUCGCCACUUCUUGUAGCCUUAGGAGUUUUAGCCGUGAGUCUCGACUCCGAUCCAGACCAGAGCUGGCCCUGGGAGUCCUAGUGUUGUCUCCCAAGAGGUAGAUCCUCAGUCACUGUGUCCUAGGCAGCUUGGAUGUGGUUGAUCUGAACUAUUUUAGUGUGUGGAGGUAUGGUCAGGGAUGGGAAUAAGACUCCUAUUGUGUAGCAGUUUCAUCCAUUCCAGGUUUUACUAUGACCUUGAUUAGCCACAGUGUGUAUAGGUAACAAGCUCAGGUGGUGUGUCUUAUUAAACGCCAAGUAAAACUGCUGUGCAAUGGGAGUCUUAUUUCCAUCUCUGUCGUUUGGGUCAGAGUUCAAUGAACAUCUUUUUAGAUAUUUGAUUUUAAGUGUUUUUUUUAUGCUGCUUAGACAAGUUUAUUUCUUUUCUUCAAAGCCAGUAUUUUUUCCAAAUUGGAUAAAGUUUAGUAUUUUAAGAAAAAUUCCACACUUUUUUAGCGAGUUUUGGAGCUUCGUUUAUUUCAAGCUGUAUUUUGUAAAUAUUACAGAUCUGAAAUGCACUGUCGUUUAACAGAUGAGAAACCUAGGGCCACAUUUGUAAAUCAUUAGUGGACCAUUAACCAUUGUACUAAUAAAUACAUCAGGAUCUUAUCAUGACUUUUUCAGUUUGUUAUUGCUUUGACUAUAGCCUUUGUAUUUUAUUUAACAGGCAAGUAUCGUACCUACACAUGCGUCUGAUCAGUCACCAAAGAAAAACAAUGUACAAUCUAUCGAACAAGCAUUUUGGUUGAUGCUUUUAUUAUUUCAACACUUUUACACUGAUAAAUGCACUGUUCUUUGGAGCAUUUUUCAAAAUUUAAAUCCACAAGUUAUACAACAGUAA